Cucurbita moschata (crookneck pumpkin) is the source of this 617-nucleotide messenger RNA. RefSeq lists its product as uncharacterized. The coding region runs from base 153 to 491 and encodes 112 amino acids. The record is from RefSeq and is a predicted model, not a curated record. Gene Ontology annotation, cellular component: NatC complex. Lineage: Eukaryota; Viridiplantae; Streptophyta; Magnoliopsida; Cucurbitales; Cucurbitaceae. The transcript has 2 exons.
UAAAGAUUUGUAGUUUUAACCCUUAUUUCUCCGGUCUCAUCCGCGACAGGAAGCUUAGAAUUACAAUCGGCCGCCAAGAUCGACUCUGUUCUGCCGACUCCCACCGUCUCUUUCUCUUCGUCCACUCCGGGGACCAAUUGAAGUAACCAUAGAUGGAACAAGAAUCAGGAGGAUCCAUGGUUCAGGUUGGUUGCAAUGUUGAGUCUAAUCCAGACAGUUUAGAUCGUGUAGGAAAGGUGAGAAAGCUUCUGUUCCGUCGAAUGCUCAUAGGUAUUAAAGAUGGAAGGUUUUUCUUGGGCUCCUUUUACUGCAUGGACAAGCAAGGAAAUAUCAUCCUUCAAGAUGCAGUAGAGUAUCGUAGCACUCGGCGUAGCUCACCCUCUCCGAUGGAACAACGGUGCCUAGGUCUUAUUCUUAUCCCUAACUCUUGCCGUGUAUCUUGUCAUGUAGAUAGUACCAUUGAUGAACAAUUGGCGCUGUUAUCUGUUUAGCUAAUAAGAUCAAGCCUUAGGCUAAGAGGGGAGGGGGGAAAUCUGCACACUUGUUUGAAGAGAAUGUUUAUGACGGUUUCUAUUACUACAGAAAAAUUCUAAAACAACAUGAUGUUUUAGUGGAAA